AUUUUUUCACCUAAAGUUGUCUCCUUUUUUUCCUCUUUUAUGUGUGGGUGUGUGUAUGGGCAUGAUUGGAGAGCUUUGCCUGCAUUGGCUCUGAAAUCCUUAAAGAAAAGUUUCCCAAGAUUACACAUCACACCCCCUAAACUUUCACUAAAACUAGAGAAGGCAGCAAUACCUAUGCAUUUUGACUCUCCCCCUAAAAUUGACUUCCCUUUCAAUUCUUCAAACUCCAAGGCAUUUUCCAUCCAAAGGACUGGACUUUAACUUGUUCUUUCAUCUUUGAGUUCCAAAUCUUCCCUUAGUCCAUCUUCAUGAACAAUGAGGUGGUGGGGUUUUAGCAAGAAACAGAAGAUGAGUUUGGGUUUUUUGUCUCUUCUUCUUCUCCUACUUCUACAGCUGAAAGCUCCAAACUACUAUGCAGAUGAUGGCCACCUCAGCAAUGGAGAUUCCCACAGAUUAAAAAAUGGGGUCAAACCCAUUUCUGGUGUGGGGUUGACUGCUCGAAAAUCCCACAAUCGGAUCCCAAAAGCAGCCACAAAUUUGGGCGGCCAUGUUGAAGAGAAGAAGGAAGAUGAUAUUUUUGGUGCUGAUAAGAGGAGAGUCCGUACAGGACCCAAUCCCUUACACAACAGAUAAGUAGCAGAUCAGUGUUGUAAGUGAAGAGAUAUACUCAUCUCUAGAUUUUUGUUUUUCUUUUCUUUUUCCUGUUUUUUGAUUUUCCAUUUGAUUAUAUAUCUAGCCGCUUCUUGUUCUUUUUUUGGAUUUAAAAUGGUUACCCUCAUAUUACUUGUUCUUAUGUUUGGCUCAGUUUAUUGAGGGGCAUUAAGUACUCCAGAAUGUUUCCAGAAAUCUUAGCUUGGAUAGUUGGAUUUGUACAUUCACAACCUGGUCUUUCUUGUUCUACAGUAGUUCUAUUUACAAAUUAAAAUGAGGACAUUGAUAUAGUUUUUUUAUUUUAAAUGAUGGUUACGUUCUAUUUUUUCAAUCCUAUGAAUUACAAGCUUACGUACAAUUGAUACCUUAUACGAUGUACAUUGUUUACAUACUGUUUUUACCGAUAUAGUUCUUAUAUAUUAUAUAUUGAAUUGUGCCCCCAGCCACUUGCUCUUAAAUAAGUGCAUGUGUGUUCAUUAAAAAUAAAAAUACUCCGGCAGUCCGGCCUAAAACAUUACAAUGAAAAGGUUUAUAAAUAAUAACUGGUUAACUAUUUAGACAUUGAAUGAACAUAACAAAGUUAUCCUACCAUAUCAUACUUGAGCUUUUCAAUUCCUUUAAAUUUCUGUUUUAAUACCAG
Cuscuta epithymum is the source of this 1291-nucleotide messenger RNA. The record is from the annotation of a GenBank genome assembly. Lineage: Eukaryota; Viridiplantae; Streptophyta; Magnoliopsida; Solanales; Convolvulaceae.